Messenger RNA from Plenodomus lingam JN3, 195 nucleotides. NCBI's taxonomy places the organism in Eukaryota, Fungi, Ascomycota, Dothideomycetes, Pleosporales, Leptosphaeriaceae. The record is from RefSeq and is a predicted model, not a curated record.
AUGCGUUUCUCCAUCAUCGCCGCAACUCUAUUCGCAACCAUUGCCGUAGCGAUGCCAAAUCUCCCACGAGGCUACACUGGUUCCUGCUCCAGGGACAACUGCGGCGGCAAAGCAUGUACCGGGGGCUCCAUUUGUGUUUCAUGGCCCAGCUCCAACGCAGAUACAAGGAAGGGCUGUGUAUGCAGCAGUGGUUAA